AUGAUUAUUGCCUUGAAUUACAUAAUGUAUCUUAAUCACAUCAUAUAUAAUUUAACUUUAUUGUUGUCGGCUAUUGCAUUUUAUUUUAAAUUAUUUUACACAACAAUUUUUACUUGUCUGGUGAAUGGAUUAUUAAUAACUUAUUUCCACAAAGCAACUGAAUUGUAUAUCUUUAGUCUUAUAGAAUAA
Enterospora canceri is the source of this 189-nucleotide messenger RNA. The record is from the annotation of a GenBank genome assembly. Lineage: Eukaryota; Fungi; Microsporidia; Enterocytozoonidae.